Messenger RNA from Xyrauchen texanus (razorback sucker), 2360 nucleotides. Its product is annotated as metallophosphoesterase MPPED2. The record is from RefSeq and is a predicted model, not a curated record. Gene Ontology annotation, molecular function: hydrolase activity. Lineage: Eukaryota; Metazoa; Chordata; Actinopteri; Cypriniformes; Catostomidae. The transcript has 7 exons. The coding region runs from base 419 to 1303 and encodes 294 amino acids.
CGCUCCGCCAUGCUUGUACGAAGGCUAUGCUCUUGUCGGUGCUCUCUGACCCCAGUGGCAGUCCUUUCUUCCUUCACUGCGGACUAGACUCACCCCCCUCUCCGCCAGUCAGAGCGAGACUCGCCGCCUGCCCGCGCUGCUUUUCCCGCGUCUCGCCGCUGCGCUCCUCCAGCUCGCCGGAGGGUCUCCCAGGGUCGAGGGUCCUGCCCCUGCCCGGCUCCGAGUGCCACCCUUUCGUCUACCGACAUCUGCAUUCCCCGGCGUGUAUGGAGCAACAUCUUUAGAGGUAGUAGUUUUUCUCCUCUUUGGUGCUAUCAAGGAUUCUUUUCCACGUUUAAGUGGUGGUUCUGAAGGAUGCUGACUGCGUGGGUCACUCCAGGAUACUGGUAAACUGUCUCAUGUGUGACGCGGAGAAAUAAUGGCUCACGGAAUGCCGUCACAAGGCAAAGUGACCAUCUCGGUGGACGAGUACAGCUCCAACCCCACACAGGCCUUCACCCACUACAACAUUAACCAGAGCCGCUUUCAACCGCCACAUGUGCAUAUGGUGGACCCCAUAUCGUACGACACUCCUAAGCCGGCUGGCCACACGCGCUUUGUGUGUGUGUCAGACACACACUCACGGACAGAUGGCAUCCAGAUGCCUUACGGGGACGUUCUCCUGCACACAGGGGACUUCACUGAGCUGGGCCUGCCCUCCGAGGUCAAGAAGUUUAACGACUGGUUAGGCAGCCUGCCAUACGAGUUUAAAGUGGUAAUCGCAGGGAACCACGAGUUGACCUUCGAUAAGGAUUUCAUGACGGAGCUGGUCAAGCAGGAUUACUACCGCUUUCCCUCCGUGUCCAAGUUGAAACCCGAGGACUUUGACAAUGUUCAGUCUCUCCUCACAAACUGUGUUUACCUGCAAGAUUCUGACGUCACCGUUAAGGGCUUUCAAAUAUAUGGGACACCAUGGACACCGUGGUUUAAUGGCUGGGGUUUUAACCUGCCCAGGGGACAGUCACUGCUCGAUAAGUGGAACCUCAUCCCAGAGGGUGUUGAUAUUCUCAUGACUCAUGGGCCUCCCCUAGGUUUUAGGGACUGGGUACCAAAGGAGCUACAGAGAGUUGGGUGUGUUGAGCUGCUAAACACAGUACAGAGGCGAGUUCGACCCAAACUCCAUGUGUUCGGGGGAAUACAUGAAGGUUAUGGCAUUAUGACAGACGGGUACACAACAUUCAUCAAUGCCUCUACCUGUACAGUCAGCUUUCAGCCCACCAACCCUCCCAUUGUGUUCGACCUCCCAAAUCCCUCCAGCUCUUGAGAAACCUGUAAACCUUACCAUCCUUCUUUUCUUUUCUCAUCUUUUCUAACAAUAUUUUGAAAAUAGUUGAAUGUUUCUUUCAAAAUUGUCAGUCUUUUGUUAAAUAUUUCAGUGAACGUUUAUGAUGGCGGGUGGGUUCGGGGGAAUUGGUUGAGGUGUUAUGUUUAGAAGUGGUGAACAAUCUUAUGAAAAGAUCUGAUUUAAUCUGUAAAAUAUUAAGCUUUGUGAAUUUGUAAAUUGUCUCUUUUUUGUCAAUAUUCAAAGUAUGUUGGUAUAGGAUGCCAUUGUUCAUUUUGUAUAUUCUUUUUUUUUUUUAGAUAAUUAAGCUUUCUUUUAGUUGUCAGCUAAAUAAUGCCUUAAACUAGCUUUAAGUUCCCCAGCUGAAGCCCCUUCUUUUUGCUAGUAGAGAGCCUCAUAUUUAUUAUUUUAAUCUAAAAUGAAGGGGAUUUUUUGCAUUCAAAGAACACAUUCUUACAAGCGCAGGGAAGACAUGGAUUAAUUUUAACUCAUGUAUAUACUAAAGCGCCUCAUUCUGCAUAGAAAUUGGAAAAUGUCUUAAAAUAUGAGUAUAUCUAUAUGUAUGUGUGUAAGCUGCAAAAUCUUGAACUAAAAUUGUGUUCGUUCUAAGCCUCUUGAAGAAUAUAAUUUUGCUUGUAAGUGAUGACUUAUACAGAAUGUGCAUAAAGCACACAUGCUCUUUUUUUUGUUUUCAUGAAAUGUUCCUUUAAGGUUAAUUCAGUGUUGCCUACUUCACGGCCUAAGUACUCAAGUUACUUUAAUGUACAAUCUAAAAGGUUGUUUUCUUCUUAAAACCUGCCUAAACCAGGUUUAGUUGUCUUUUGAUAUCUUGCUUAUGAUAGAUUUAUCUCGGUUUUGUUUCUGAUUUUGCACUGUGUAAAUGCAGUCUUGCUUGCACAAAAAAAAAAUUGCCAAUAGUUGUUUCAACUCUUGCCACUGUAAAUGCCUCUCGCCUUUUCUUUCAGUUACAGUUUCAGCCUUGUUUCUGGAAAAGCUUGUUUUUUCUUUUUUCAUUCAGGUUUCAUUGUGAUAUAUUUAG